AUGCUGAAAAUAAUAAAUAGUUUAUCUCACCAUGGCCUUUGUUUGGUGCUUGCACAACUGUCGCUAGGCAACAGGCCAGAUAAACUGGAACUAACUGAAGAAGAAUGGAAGGAACGCCUAACUCCGGCACAGUUUAGGAUAACCAGAAAGGGUGGCACAGAGAGGUCAUUCUAUAACAAGUACUACUGGCACAAGAAAGAAGGGGUCUACCACUGUAUCGGUUGUGACACUCCUUUGUUUAGCUCCGAGACAAAAUAUAACAGUAAUAGUGGAUGGCCAGCCUUCUGGGCUCCUAUAGUGUGCCCUGAUGAUAACCAGCCUAAUGUCAAACUCAUUCCUGUAGAAAGGCCAGAUCGGAUUUUUCAUGAAGCAAAAUGCAUCACGUGUGAUGCCCACCUUGGUCAUGUAUUUGAUGAUGGCCCACCACCAACUGGAUUGAGAUACUGUAUCAAUAGUGUAGCCCUAAACUUCACAGAGGCACCAGAAAAUGAACUUGAAGAUCUUGAACAAUAGUAGCUCUUAUUAAAUGAACCAUUGCCAUUGGAUAUGUCAGUUUUUGGAGUGGAAAUAAAAUUUUGUGUUGUUUUAUCAUACACAAUGUC
This is a messenger RNA of Owenia fusiformis, 602 nucleotides long. Lineage: Eukaryota; Metazoa; Annelida; Polychaeta; Sabellida; Oweniidae. The record is from the annotation of a GenBank genome assembly.